This is a messenger RNA of Triticum aestivum (bread wheat), 1194 nucleotides long. RefSeq names its product myb-related protein Zm38. Lineage: Eukaryota; Viridiplantae; Streptophyta; Magnoliopsida; Poales; Poaceae. The transcript has a single exon. The coding region runs from base 194 to 916 and encodes 240 amino acids. The record is from RefSeq and is a predicted model, not a curated record.
AUCAUCCAUCAUCCUCUCUCCCUCUCUUUCUCUCCCGCGCGCGCCUACCUUCCCUUCCCAAGAGAGCAAGCAGAUGAGAGGGGCCGUCUAUAUAAGUCCGCCCGCCCUUUCCUCCCCCCAAUCUAGCCCGCACACGCCACGCCACACCCACACGUGAGCUAAGCAAAAGCAAGACCACCAUCAAAGAUCGGCCAUGGGUCGGUCGCCGUGCUGCGAGAAGGCGCACACCAACAAGGGCGCGUGGACGAGGGAGGAGGACGAGCGGCUGGUGGCCCACGUCCGGGCGCACGGGGAGGGCUGCUGGCGCUCGCUGCCCGGCGCCGCCGGCCUGCUGCGCUGCGGCAAGAGCUGCCGCCUCAGGUGGAUCAACUACCUCCGCCCCGACCUCAAGCGCGGCAACUUCACCCGCGACGAGGACGACCUCAUCGUCAAGCUCCACAGCCUGCUCGGCAACAAGUGGUCGCUCAUCGCCGCGCGCCUCCCCGGGAGGACGGACAACGAGAUCAAGAACUACUGGAACACGCACAUCCGGAGGAAGCUGCUGGGCAGGGGGAUCGACCCCGUCACGCACCGCCCCCUCACCCACGCCGCCAGCGCCACCACCGUCUCCUUCCUCCAUCCUGCGGAGCCGCCCAAGACGCAGCCGGCGACGGAGUUGAGUAAGCCGCCCAGGUGCCCGGACCUCAACCUGGACCUCUGCAUCAGCCUGCCCUUCCAACAGGAGGAGGAACGGCCGCCGGCGAGAGCGUGCGCCAAGCCGGUGAAGAUGGAGCAGCUGCAGCAGGGCGGCGGCGGCCUCUGCUUCCGCUGCAGCAUCCUGAGAGUGAGAGGGGCGGCGACGGAGUGCAGCUGCGGCAGCAACUUCCUGGGCCUCAGGGCCGGCAUGCUCGACUUCAGAGGCCUCCGGAUGAAAUAGAUGAAACUUAGGAAUAAUUAUUCCAUCAAACUUUCUGCCUGCUGUAAAUUGUUGCUCCCUUCUACUACCAAGUUUUUAUUUAGCUUUUAGGAAAAGAAAUACUACUACUACAGUAGAUGGUGAGGAGGAGACUAGUAUUAUUAGGUGAGGAUUUGUAGCCAGAUCCUCCCUGCCCUCCUCGGUCUGCUCAGUUUCAUGUAAAUUAUUACUACUGCUCCACCGAUGAAAUGGAAUGGAACGGAAUGAAAUAAUAGAUACUAAAUUCAGUGCGUUUCCCA